UUUCCCUUUCCUCUGGUAGUACAGCAUUAUCACUUCAUUUAGCAGGAGAAAGUCUUCACUUUGACAGCCCAUGCUUGCAAUAUGGAUUCAUUUUUCUUGAUGGUUGGAUCCUAUGUUGGAUUUGAUUUAAAAAGUCUUCUACUCUUUGCAGCAGUUUUUUUCUUAACUGCAGAUUACAUAAAAAAUCGAAGGCCAGCUGGCUUCCCUCCAGGACCUCGAGCUCUUCCAGUUGUUGGCAACAUAUUCACACUGGACCGAAACAGGCUCCAUGAAAGCCUAAUAGAGCUGGGAAAGACAUAUGGGGAUGUAUUCAGCCUACGAUUGGGUCCACAGUGGGCAGUGGCGUUAAAUAGGUUUGAGGCUGUGAAAGAAGCACUGGUAACGAAGGGGGACAGUGUGGUAGACCGCCCAGAUUUCCCUAUACAGGAUGAUAUAACAGGUGGAUUAGGUGUGAUUUUCAGUAAUGGGACCAUCUGGAAGGAGCAGAGGCGUUUUGCACUUUCAGCCCUUAAAUAUUUUGGAUUUGGAAAGAAGUCUCUUGAACCUGUCAUCCUGGAUGAAUUUGCAUGUUGUGCAGAGGAGUUUAGAAGCUAUAAAGGGAAGUCAUUCAGUCCACACCUUAUCGUCAACAACACCAUUUCCAACAUCAUCUGCCACCUGGUCUUCGGCCAUCGCUUUGAGUACACCGAUGAGAAGUUCAAGAGACUGAUGCUGUUAUUUGGUAAAGCAUUACAGAUUGAAGCCUCCAUUUGGCCACAGUUCUACAACUCAUUCCCUUGGCUGAUGAGAUGGUUGCCUGGUCCACAUCAGACAGUCAAACAGAUCUGGAAUGACGUGAAGGACUUCAUACGAGUAGAGCUAAAUGAACACAAGAAGAACUGGGAUUCCUCUGAACCAAGAGACUACAUCGACUUUUACCUGAGGGAGAUCCAGAUGAACAAGGGGCAGGACGGCAACACUUUUGAUGAUGAAAACCUGAUUAUGUGUGUGUUGGAUCUAUUUGUGGCUGGCUCCGAGACCACAUCCACCACCCUGCGCUGGGCUUUCCUCUACAUGGCAAAAUAUCCUGAGAUACAGGAGAAGGUCCAGGCAGAGAUAGACCAAGUGAUUGGACAGUCUAGACAGCCAUCCAUGGAGGAUCGUACAAAACUGCCUUACACAGAUGCUGUUAUCCACGAGAUCCAGAGGAUGGGCAACAUAGUUCCUCUCAGUUUACCCCAUGCUACCAAUAAAGAGGUUCAGCUGGGAGGCUACACAAUCCCAAAGGGUGUGAUGAUAAUUCCCAACUUAGCUUCAGCACUGUUUGAUGAGAAUGAGUGGGAGACACCUUUCACCUUCAAUCCAGGACACUUUCUGAGUGAGGAGGGCAAGUUUGUGAAACGAGCAGCUUUCAUCCCUUUCUCUGCUGGCAAGAGGUUGUGUCUGGGAGAAAACCUGGCCAGGAUGGAGCUUUUCCUUUUCUUUACCUCUUUCAUGCAGCACUUCACCUUCUCCAUGCCUGAUGGGGUGGAUCCUGUGUUUGAUUAUUGCCAUGGACUCACUCUGGCCCCAAAGGAAUAUAAAAUCUGUGCAAACUCACGUUGAGAGCAGCACUGAUAUGAUUCAGUUUAAGACUGAGCACACCCAUUAAAGCACUAAUCUAUAUCAAUCA
Molecule: messenger RNA, 1651 nt
Organism: Melanotaenia boesemani (Boeseman's rainbowfish)
Lineage: Eukaryota; Metazoa; Chordata; Actinopteri; Atheriniformes; Melanotaeniidae
Product: cytochrome P450 2J4-like
Exons: 9
Coding region: 82-1584 (500 amino acids)
Biological process (GO): xenobiotic metabolic process
Cellular component (GO): intracellular membrane-bounded organelle; cytoplasm
Molecular function (GO): oxidoreductase activity, acting on paired donors, with incorporation or reduction of molecular oxygen, reduced flavin or flavoprotein as one donor, and incorporation of one atom of oxygen; iron ion binding; heme binding
Source: RefSeq, a predicted model, not a curated record